Messenger RNA from Pneumocystis jirovecii RU7, 6765 nucleotides. Its product is annotated as acetyl-CoA carboxylase ACC1. The coding region runs from base 1 to 6765 and encodes 2254 amino acids. Gene Ontology annotation, biological process: fatty acid biosynthetic process. Gene Ontology annotation, molecular function: acetyl-CoA carboxylase activity; ATP binding; metal ion binding. The transcript has 18 exons. NCBI's taxonomy places the organism in Eukaryota, Fungi, Ascomycota, Pneumocystomycetes, Pneumocystales, Pneumocystaceae. The record is from RefSeq and is a predicted model, not a curated record.
AUGGAAGACAAUACAGAGUUUUUGUCUAAUUUUCAGGGAGGGAAUUCAUUAGCGGAAGCAGAUCCCGGUCCUGUUAAGGAUUUUGUUGCAGAACAUGGAGGACAUACUGUUAUUACCUCUGUUUUAAUUGCUAAUAAUGGAAUUGCUGCAGUAAAAGAAAUCCGCUCAAUAAGAAAAUGGGCAUAUGAAACAUUUAAUAAUGAACGAGCAAUUCAAUUUACAGUAAUGGCAACACCAGAAGACCUCAAGGUCAAUGCAGAUUAUAUUAGAAUGGCGGAACAAUAUGUAGAAAUUCCAGGAGGGAGCAAUAAUAAUAAUUAUGCAAAUGUAGAGUUAAUUGUUGAUGUGGCAGAAAGAGUGGGCGUUCAUGCAGUCUGGGCUGGAUGGGGACAUGCUUCUGAGAAUCCACGAUUACCAGAAAUGUUGUCUCAAAGCAAAAAAAAAAUUGUAUUUAUUGGGCCAUCAUCGUCAGCUAUGAAAUCCCUAGGAGACAAAAUCUCAUCAAUUAUUAUUGCACAGUCUGCCAACAUUCCCUGUAUGCCAUGGAGUGGAAGUAAUGUCAAUAAAGUACAAAUUGAUAAAAAAUCUGGAAAAGUUUUUAUUGAAGAUAGCGUUUAUCAUGAAGCAUGUGUAAAUACCCCGGAAGAGGGCCUUGAAAAAGCUCUUGCUAUAGGUUUUCCUGUCAUCAUCAAAGCAAGCAAAGGUGGAGGGGGCAAAGGAAUUCGAAAAGUUGAAGAUAAAUCAUAUUUUAAAUCAUUAUUUCUACAAGUAAUGGCAGAAGUUCCAGGUUCACCAAUUUUUAUUAUGAAAUUAGCAGAAAAUGCACGUCAUCUGGAGGUGCAAAUUUUAGCAGAUCAUUACGGAAAUAUUAUUUCAUUAUUUGGUAGAGACUGUUCUGUACAAAGAAGACAUCAGAAAAUUAUAGAAGAAGCACCAGUAACUAUUGCGAAACCAGAAACAUUUUCUGCUAUGGAAGCAACUGCUAUAACUUUAGGAAAGAUUGUUGGUUAUGUUUCAGCAGGGACAGUGGAAUAUUUAUACAAUCACACUGAUGAUAAAUUUUACUUUCUUGAGCUAAAUCCCAGGUUACAAGUAGAACAUCCUACAACAGAAAUGAUAACAGGUGUAAAUCUUCCUGCUGCUCAACUGCAAAUUGCAAUGGGUUUAUCAUUGCAUAGAAUUAGAGACAUAAGAUUAUUUUAUGGCCUUGAUCCUCGUACAAUUACAGAAAUUGAUUUUGAUUUUUCUAAUAGCGAAUCAUUACAAACACAACGUAAACCUCAACCUAAAGGUCAUACAACAGCAUGCCGUAUUACUUCUGAAGAUCCAGGAGAGGACUUUAAGCCAUCCAGUGGGAUGAUGCACGAACUUAUCUUUCGCUCUUCUUCAAAUGCAUGGGGAUAUUUUAGUGUUGCAGCACCAGGUGGCAUUCAUAAUUAUAGCGAUUCACAAUUUGGACAUAUUUUUGCGUUUGGUGAAAACCGUACAGCUUCAAGAAAACAUAUGGUAAUAGCACUCAAAGAAUUAAGCAUCAGAGGAGACUUUCGCACAACAGUAGAAUAUUUAAUUAAACUAUUAGAAACACAAGAUUUCGAACAAAACACAAUAACUACAGAAUGGCUAGACACACUUAUUCUUCGCAAACUUACAUUAGAACGUCCAGAUAAAAUGAUUGCAGUUGUUUGUGGUGCAAUUAUAAAAGCACACGUAGCAAAUAAAGAACGAACCUUGGAAUAUAAAACGUGUCUUGAAAAAGGUCAGGUAUUAAGUCGUGAAACUUUAAAAACAGUUUUUUCUAUAGAUUUUAUAUAUGAAAAAGAAAAAUUCAAAUUCACUGUAACACGAAGUUCUAUUGAUUCAUAUAAUGUAUUUAUCAAUGGAUCGAAAUGUAUAGUUGAAACAAGACGUCUUAGCGGAGGAGGUCUUUUGAUACUUUUGGAUGGAAAGUCUCAUACAGUAUAUUGGUCAGACAAUAAAACAAGCACAACAAUGAGUAUCAAUGGGAAAACAUGUAUACUAGAACAAGAAGAUGAUCCUACUCAAUUAAGAUCACCAUCUCCUGGGAAACUUGUAAAGUAUUUAAUUCAAAAUGGAGAACAUGUAAAAAAAGGACAAACCUUUGCUGAAAUCGAAGUAAUGAAAAUGCAUUUAUCACUUACAGCAAUAGAAGAUGGAAUAGUGCAACUAAUAAAACAACCUGGAGCUACUUUAGAAACAGGAGAUAUUCUUGGAAUUUUAACAAUGGACGAUCCAUCUCACAUAAAGCAUGCUAAACCUUUUGAAGGACUAUUACCCUCAUGGGGUCUACCGCAAGUCAUUGGAAAUAAACCUCCUCAGAAAUUUAAUCAACUAAUUGGAAUUCUAAAAAGUAUUUUACAAGGUUAUGAUAACCAAAUGUUAAUUGCAUCAACUUUAAAAGAAUUAAUGGAGGUUUUAAAAGAUCCUGAACUACCUUAUGGUGAAUGGCAUUUUCAAUUUUCUGCAUUAUCAUCCAGCAUUCCAUCAGAACUGGGCUCACAACUCAUAGAUAUUGUUGAGAAUGCAUAUUCAAACCAUAAAAAAUUCCCAGGAAAGAAGAUAUUGCGAAAAUUUGAUCAAUUUAUUAAAGAAAACAUACUAUUAGAUGAUAUAGAAAUACUGAAAAUGAAAUUAAGUACCCUUUUUCAAGUUUCAUUAAGAUAUAAAGAUGGGAUAAAAGUUCAUAAAUAUUCAGUACUUUCAAGUCUUUUAGAAGAAUAUUGGGAAAUAGAAAAUCUCUUCGAUUCACAAAAUGUCAGAGAAGAAGAUGUUAUUUUGCAAUUAAGAGACGAAAACAAAGACAAUGUAGACAAAGUGCUUGAAAUAGUACUAUCACACUCAAAAGUAAAUGCAAAAAAUGAUUUAAUUUCUGCAAUAUUAGAUGUUAUUAAAACAUGUCCAUCUUCAGAUAUUUCAAAAUACAUAGGUUCAUCUUUACGAAAACUUAUUGAUUUAGAAUCACGAAAUGCAACAAAAGUAUCACUGAAAGCAAGAGAAAUUUUAAUUCAAUGCUCACUCCCAUCUUUUUCUGAAAGAAUUUCUCAAAUGAAACAUAUUCUUCAAUCAUCUGUUAUUAAGGCAGAAUCACGUGACAAAUGGAAAUAUACAACACCAGCUCUUGAAAUUUUAAAAGAACUAAUUGACUCUAAAUAUAAUAUUUUUGAUGUAUUACCUUUUUUUUUCGCACAUAAAAACCAUUGGAUAUCAUUAGCAGUACUUGAAGUUUAUGUUCGUCGAGCAUAUAGAGCGUAUUCUCUUUUAAACUUAGAAUAUCAUAUAGAUUCAGGUAUUCCAUUUAUAAUUUCAUGGAAAUUUCAAUCAAGAUUAUCGACUAUUCAAGGAAUUAACAAAUAUAUAGCCACUCAAUUGUCGUCAAUAUCAACAGAAUUUACCAAGAAUGGGAAUCUUAAAAGAGUUCCAUCUGUUGGUGAUAUGUCAUCCACUAUCUUCAACUCAAACUUAUCAAGAACUGGAGUAAUUAUACCUACAGAAACAUUAGAUCAAAUAAAAGACCAACUUCCACGGGCUUUAAGCAAGUUACCUGUUGAUAAGGAAACUACAAAUGAUUACGAAGGAGAAAAAUACGAAGUCAAUUUAUUCAACCAAUUAAAAAAUUCAACUUCAAAAAAACAGCUUAUACAUGUUCUUAAUAUUUUAAUUCGCAACCAAGAAAAUCUAGACGACAAAACCAUAAUCGACAAACUACGCCCAAUAGUUACAAAUUAUACUCUAUUGUUUCUCCGUCAUAAAGUAAGACGAGUUACUUUCGUUUGCGGUUGUCAAGACGAAUCGUCUAAUCCUUUAUAUUAUACUUUUCGAGGACAAGAAGACCUUUCAACUGAUAUUAAAAACAUAUACAUAGAAGACAAAAGUAUACGUCAUAUUGAACCAGCAUUAGCAUUUCAGUUAGAACUCGGAAGAUUAUCAAAUUUUGAUAUUGAACCUGUUUUCACAAGAAACAGAAAUAUACAUAUAUACAGAGCUAUUGGCAAAGAAGCGCCAGGAGAUAAACGAUUUUUUAUUCGAGCAUUAAUCAUACCAGGAAAAUUAACAAAUGAAAUUCCUACAAGCGAAUAUUUAAUAUCAGAAACAGAUCAUUUAAUGAAUGAUAUUUUAGAUGCAUUAGAAGUAAUAGGAGUAGAAUAUACGGAUUUAAACCAUAUCUUUAUUAACUUUAUUCCAAAUUUUAAUCUAAUUUCAAAUGAAGUUGAAGCGACAUUAGGAGGAUUUAUUGAGCGAUUCGGACGACGACUCUGGAGAUUAAGAAUAACAUCAGCCGAAAUACGAAUUAUAUGUACUGAUUCUUUAACUGGACUUGCAUCUCCACUACGGAUUAUUAUUUCAAAUGUAUCUGGUUUUGUUGUAUGUUUUGAACUUUAUACUGAGGUAAAAACGGAAAAGGGUAACUAUAUUUUUCAAUCUAUUGGCCCUCCUGGAUCUAUGCACCUUCGUUCUAUUACUACACCAUAUGCAACUAAAGAAUGGCUUCAACCAAAAAGAUACAAGGCACAUCUUAUAGGGACAACAUACGUAUAUGAUUUCCCUGACAUUUUUAGACAAGCCGUACGAAUAUCUUGGCAAAAAUACGCUCAAAACAAUAAUAACUACAAAAUGCCAGAAGAUAUUUUAGAAGUCAAAGAAUUAGUAAUGGAUGACAAAUUACAACUUCAAGAAGUUAUUAGAGAACCAGGAACCAAUUCUAUAGGAAUGGUAGCAUGGUUAGUUACGGCCAAAACACCAGAAUAUCCACAAGGACGCCGAUUUGUUCUUAUUGCUAAUGAUAUUACUUUUAAAAUAGGCACCUUUGGUCCAGAUGAAGAUCAAUAUUUUCUAAAAGCAACUCUUUUAGCUCGUCAAUUAAAAAUUCCACGAAUAUAUUUGUCUGCUAAUUCUGGUGCACGCAUUGGCCUUUCAGAAGAGCUUAUACCACAUUUUUCAGUAGCAUGGAAUGAUAUUAAAAAUCCAGAAAAAGGAUUCAAAUACUUAUACUUUACACCAAAUAUAUAUAAGCAAUUCAAAGAAAACAAUAAAAAAGAUUUCGUUGCAGAAAGAAUUAUUGAAAAUGGUGAAGAAAGGUUCAAAAUUACAGCUAUAAUUGGUGCAGAAGAUGGGUUAGGAGUUGAAUGUUUAAAAGGAGCAGGACUCAUUGCAGGAGAAACUUCUCGUGCAUAUGAAGACAUUUUUACUAUAACUUUAGUUUCAUGUAGAUCAGUUGGUAUUGGUGCCUAUCUUGUUCGAUUAGGCCAGCGUACAAUUCAAGUGGAAGGCCAUCCUAUUAUUUUAACAGGAAUAUCUACAAUUAAUAAAUUAUUGGGAUGUGAAGUGUAUUCAUCAAAUUUACAACUAGGAGGUACUCAAAUUAUGUAUAAAAAUGGCAUAUCUCAUUUAACUGCAAAAAAUGAUUUUAAUGGAAUUUCUAAAAUAAUGAAAUGGUUAUCAUAUAUUCCAGACAAAAAAGACAAUCCUAUUCCAAUUUUACCUUCUUUAGAUUCAUGGGAUCGAGAUGUAGAAUAUGUUCCAUCAAAAGGUACUUAUGAUGUUCGAUGGCUUAUCGAAGGGAAAGAAGAAGAUAACCACUUUUUUACUGGACUCUUUGAUAAAAAAUCAUUCCAUGAAACUUUAAGUGGUUGGGCCAAAACUGUUGUUGUUGGUCGUGCAAGGUUAGGAGGAAUCCCUUUAGGUAUCAUUGCAGUAGAAUCUCGCUCUAUUGAGAAUAUUUUACCGGCAGAUCCUGCUAAUCCAGAAUCCUAUGAACAAAAUAUUAUAGAAGCAGGUCAUGUAUGGUAUCCAAAUUCUGCAUUUAAAACAGCACAGGCAAUUAAUGAUUUUAAUUAUGGAGAACAGCUUCCUCUUUUUAUUUUAGCGAACUGGCGAGGAUUUUCAGGUGGUCAACGAGAUAUGUUCAAUGAAAUAUUGAAGUAUGGAUCAUAUAUUGUAGAUGCUCUUUCAAAAUAUAAACAGCCAGUUUUUAUUUAUAUUCCACCUUACAGCGAAUUAAGAGGAGGAUCUUGGGUUGUUAUCGAUCCUACCAUUAAUGAGGAUAUGAUGGAAAUGUACGCAGACGAAGAAUCUCGUGCAGGAAUUUUAGAACCAGAGGGAAUAGUUGAAAUCAAAUUUAAAAAAGAAAAAUUAUUAGCAUGCAUGUCUCGUUUAGAUUCUACCUACGCUUCAUUAAAGAAACAACUUCAAGAGCCUAAUUUGUCUCAAGAUCAAUUAUUUCAAAUAAAAACUAAAAUAAACGAGAGAGAAAAACUUCUUCUUCCUAUCUAUCGACAAAUAAGUAUCCACUAUGCAGAUUUACAUGAUCGCCCAAUUAGAAUGAAAUAUAAAAACACAAUUAGACGGUCCUUACAAUGGUCUCAAUCUCGAAGAUUUUUCUAUUGGAGAUUACGCAGACGUUUAAAUGAACAUUACAAAAUACAAAAAAUAAGAAAAGUUAAUAAUAAACUAUCUUUUCAUGAGUCUGUUGAAAUUUUAAAAACCUGGACAUGUCAACUUUCUAAUAAUGAUCUUAACUGGGAGGAUGAUGAUAAAGAAGUAGUACAAAUUCUUGAAAAAAACGAAGAACAUAUACAAUUUUUAAUUAAAGAACUAGAACAAACAACUAUAUCUAACGAAAUUAUAGAUAUAGCUAAAACUAACAAAACUGGUGUUCUUAAUGGAUUUUCUAGGAUUUUAAAAGAAAUGCCAGACCAAGAAAUAAACGAUAUUAUUAAAUUAUUGUCUGAACGGAAAAUAAUUAAGUGA